AUGGCAAGGAAAUUCGAUCUCAAAACAAUCACCGACUUAACUGUUUUGGUGGGCACUGGUAUAUCACUUUACUACCUUGUUAAUAGAUUGUUGAAUGAUGUGGAGUCGGGGCCGAUGGGAAGUCGGUCCAAAGAAAAUAGGACGAAACAGGACCAACAAUGGCAAAAACUCAUUGCAAAAUCGCCCGACUUAGCUGAUGUGGAUCUGAAUGCUUAUGAGAGAUCUAUUUUAAGCUCCGUGGUUACAUCUGACGAGAUCAAUAUAUCCUUCAAGGAUAUCGGAGGGUUAGACCCAUUAAUUUCCGACCUGCACGAGAGUGUUAUUUACCCACUGACCAUGCCUGAGGUAUACUCGAAUAACCCACUACUACAAGCACCUAGUGGUGUUUUACUGUAUGGACCGCCUGGCUGCGGUAAGACUAUGCUUGCGAAAGCGCUGGCUAAGGAAAGUGGCGCCAACUUUAUAUCCAUCAGAAUGUCCUCGAUAAUGGACAAGUGGUACGGGGAGUCAAACAAGAUAGUCGACGCCAUUUUUUCUCUGGGGAAUAAGCUGGAGCCCUGUAUUAUUUUCAUCGACGAGAUCGAUUCUUUUUUGAGAGAACGAUCAUCCACUGACCACGAAGUAACAGCUACGUUGAAGGCGGAGUUUAUGACGCUGUGGGAUGGUCUGGUGAGUAAUGGGCGGAUAAUGAUAAUUGGUGCUACGAACCGGAUUCAAGACAUAGACGAUGCCUUUUUGAGGAGAUUGCCAAAACGUUUCAUGGUAUCUCUGCCUAGGGUGGAACAAAGGAAAAGGAUUUUGGAAGUGCUGUUGAAGGAUAGUAAAGUUGACGAAGAACAUUUUGAUAUAGACGAAAUUGCUAGCAAGACGAGAGGCUUAUCAGGUUCUGACCUGAAGGAAUUAUGUAGAGAAGCUGCUCUCACUGCAGCAAAGGAAUACAUUAGGCAGAAGAGACAGAUGGUAUCUGAUGGUAAAAACGGCAAUCAACCUGGCAUAACAAUAAGGCCGUUGAAAACCUCCGAUUUUCUCGGGAUGGCUGCCUCUGGGGAAGAGGUGUCUAAUUCUAUAGAAUUAGACUAG
Huiozyma naganishii CBS 8797 is the source of this 1080-nucleotide messenger RNA. It is a transcript of the gene MSP1, whose product is annotated as protein-degrading AAA family ATPase MSP1. Gene Ontology annotation, molecular function: ATP binding; ATP hydrolysis activity. NCBI's taxonomy places the organism in Eukaryota, Fungi, Ascomycota, Saccharomycetes, Saccharomycetales, Saccharomycetaceae. The transcript has a single exon. Bases 1 to 1080 code for a protein of 359 amino acids. The record is from RefSeq and is a predicted model, not a curated record. Gene Ontology annotation, cellular component: mitochondrial outer membrane.